Phyllopteryx taeniolatus (common seadragon) is the source of this 2972-nucleotide messenger RNA. RefSeq names its product choline transporter-like protein 5-B. Lineage: Eukaryota; Metazoa; Chordata; Actinopteri; Syngnathiformes; Syngnathidae. Gene Ontology annotation, molecular function: transmembrane transporter activity. Gene Ontology annotation, biological process: transmembrane transport. The transcript has 22 exons. The record is from RefSeq and is a predicted model, not a curated record. Bases 458 to 2569 code for a protein of 703 amino acids. Gene Ontology annotation, cellular component: membrane.
AUUUAGUUGAGUAUUAAGCCUAAAUAACCAUUUAAUAAUUCAUUUAUUAUUUUUUUUUAUUUUUAUUUUUAUUUUUAUUUUUUAGUGUCAGCCAUCAAAGAUUCUACCGAAAUAUAACGACAGGAGUUAGCAUCGGACACAAAAUGCGAGCAAACUAGUGCCGAACAAAGAAAAGACAGCGACGGACCCUUUAAGGCCAUUUUGGAAUAAUUCAUGACGUCGAGCUGUAAACACCGCUGAAGCUGAGCUGCGUGGCCGAAGCGAGCAUCCUCCGGAACCGACGAGACCUCCGAGCCGGGUCGCCGUGGUGUUUUGUCGGGCUCACGGCGGUUCUCCCCUACUACACCCUCCAUUAACCCCCCGCACCCCCCCACCACCACCUGGACACCUCCACUCGUCAUAUGCGGUCCCCGGGUCCAAGGCGACGGAGCUGCAUCGGUUCCUUUUGAGGAGUGCCAUGGCUCGGAAGACGGACAUUACCUCCAUGUACUAUGGUGAGGCACGCAAGUAUGACCCAAAGUUCAGAGGGCCAAUUCAUGACAGGGGCCGCACGGAUGUGGUCUGUUGUGUUAUUUUUGUCAUCGUCAUCGUUGGCUACAUCAUACUGGGCACUGUGGCCUGGUUCAACGGUGAUCCCAGGAAGGUGGCUUAUCCAACAGACAGCUACGGGAAGUUCUGUGGGCAGAACGAAUAUGUAAACAAAACCAAAUUGUUCUACGUCAACAUUUUGAGAUGUACUAACCCUGCAGCGCUGAUUAACCUCCAGUGCCCUACAACCCAGCUCUGUGUCUCCAAGUGCCCUGACAGAUAUGCAACACUUCACGAUACCGGGAUGAGCGAGGAUACCCAGGAGUAUUAUAAGCAAUUCUGCAAACCAGGCACUGACAUUAAGAAAACGAAAAGACUACAACUCAUACGAGAUGAAGACUGCCCAGCCAUGAUCAUGCCAAGCAAACCUUUUCUUCAGCGGUGCUUCCCCAAUUUCAUGACAUCAAAUGACAACAAAAGCUUGUUAAAGGACAGCAAACACAAUGUUAGUGCCAAUGACCUGAAAGUCGCUGCCGGCAACAUGUCCGUUCUGCUGCAGGCUAAAGAUCUUAGUGCGAAGGUCUUUGAGGAUUUUGCAAAUUCCUGGGAUUUGAUCCUGAUCGGUAUGGUUAUCACUAUGGUGGUCAGCUUGAUUUUCAUCCUGCUGCUGCGCUUCAUCGCCGGCGUGCUGCUGUGGCUAAUCAUCGCUGGUGUAGUUGCUGCCAUCGGCUACGGUAUCGGCCACUGCUAUUGGGAGUACAAGAAGCUUACCGGGACGCUGGGCGCCGACGUCACCAUCUCUGAUAUUGGCUUCCAGACAGACUUAAGCAUCUACCUGGAGCUCAGCCAGACAUGGCUCAUUUUCUUGAUUGUGCUGUCUGUGAUUGAGGGCAUCAUUGUGAUUAUCCUGAUUUUCCUGAGGAAGAGGCUGCUGAUCGCCAUUGCGUUGCUGAAGGAAGCAAGCAAGGCCAUCAGAUACAUCAUGACUGCUCUUAUCUACCCAAUCUUCACCUUCUUGCUAUUGUGCAUCUGCUUCGCUUAUGGAGCUGUUGUCGCAAUCUGUUUAGCGACAUCUGGUGCCGCCAUCUACGUGAUUACACCUUUAAACGAAAAAUGCCCGUCAGUCAACGUCAUGUGUGAUCCAAAGACGUUCGGUCCGGACAGCAUAACUGAUGCCAAUUGCGCAGGCUCGCAGUGCUUGUUCUCCCACUACGGCGGCGACAGCUUUUACUACCGUUACAUCUUGGUCCUCCAACUGUACAAUUUGUUCGCAUUCCUGUGGCUGGUCAACUUCAUUAUUGCGCUCGGCCAGUGCACCCUGGCUGGAGCCUUUGCCUCCUACUAUUGGGCCCUGAGGAAGCCCAAAGACAUCCCUGCCUGCCCACUCUUCGCAUCUUUCAAUCGAGCCAUACAUUACCACACAGGCUCGCUGGCCUUCGGUGCUCUCAUCCUUUCUGUGGUGCAAAUGAUCCGCAUAGUUCUCGAGUAUCUGGAUCAAAAACUGAAGCAGUCCCAGACUGCAUUUGCUCGCUUCAUGUUGUUCUGUCUCAAAUAUUGCUUCUGGUGCCUGGAACGGUUCAUCAAGUUCCUCAACAGAAACGCAUACAUCAUGAUAGCAAUAUACGGAAAGAGCUUCUGCACCUCCUCCAAGGAUGCUUUCUUCCUCUUGUUGAGGAACGUUGUUCGGGUCGCUGUCCUGGACAAGGUGACCGACUUUUUGCUAUUCUUGGGGAAACUGCUCAUUGCAGGAAGCGUCGGUGUGCUUGCAUUUUUCUUCUUCACCCGUAAAAUCCCCCUCAUUGAAGGGGAGGCGCCGUCCCUAAACUUCUAUUGGAUCCCUUUUGUGUCGGUGAUAUUGGGAUCCUACUUGGUUGCACAUGGCUUUUUUAGCGUCUACUCCAUGUGCGUGGACACACUGUUCCUGUGCUUUUGCGAAGACCUGGAGCGGAACGACGGUUCCCAAUCCAGACCCUACUACAUGUCUCCCGAACUGUGCAAGAUCCUGCACAUAGAGGACAACAACAAAAACGCUUCCCAGUGAGGAAAAUGUUCAAACUAACUCAUGGCUGACACUAACUUUUCUUCAUAUCUGCUCACCGGGACGACAAGAACUUUUUUAUGCUUCUUCAAGCAAGCAAGUUCAACUCCUCACUUUAAAAUGCUCUUCCUUUUUUUUUGUGAUUUAUUUUUCCCUGUCCUGCAUCUUCUGCCUUACUGAGUCCAAUAACAUGCCACAAUGAUGAUUAUAAAGACAAAAAACAUGAGGACCUACACGGGGCGCCCUGCAGGAUAAGGCAAUCGCCAUAUUAAAAGUGGUGGCGCACUUUGGUCUUCUGGUGUAAUAUCAUGUUUUGUAUGCACUUUCACUUCUGCAACAAACAGUGUGAGUUACAUAGAAAGUCAACGCAGCCCUGUUAAAAUAGCUGGGGGGGGGGGGGGGGGGG